Messenger RNA from Tinamus guttatus (white-throated tinamou), 679 nucleotides. RefSeq names its product gap junction beta-6 protein. Gene Ontology annotation, biological process: cell-cell signaling; gap junction-mediated intercellular transport. The record is from RefSeq and is a predicted model, not a curated record. Lineage: Eukaryota; Metazoa; Chordata; Aves; Tinamiformes; Tinamidae. Gene Ontology annotation, molecular function: gap junction channel activity. Gene Ontology annotation, cellular component: connexin complex.
GAUGGAUUGGGGAGCUCUGCAUGCCAUUUUAGGAGGUGUGAAUAAACACUCCACCAGCAUUGGAAAGAUCUGGCUCACAGUCCUGUUCAUCUUCCGUAUCAUGAUCCUGGUUGUGGCGGCAGAGAGAGUCUGGGGAGAUGAACAACAAGAUUUUGUCUGCAACACUCUGCAACCUGGGUGCAAAAAUGUUUGCUAUGACCAUUUUUUCCCUAUCUCUCACAUCAGACUCUGGGCCCUGCAGCUGAUCUUUGUCUCCACACCAGCACUGCUGGUGGCCAUGCAUGUGGCUUACACCAGGCAUGAGAAGAAAAGGCGUCUCAGAAACGGUGAGAAAAUUAACAUUGAAGAGAUGAAGAAUGAGAGAAUUCACAUCCAGGGCCCCUUAUGGUGGACAUACACCAGCAGUAUCUUCUUCAGGAUCAUCUUUGAAGCUGUCUUCAUGUACACCUUCUAUUACAUGUAUGAUGGGUACCAAAUGCCUCGCCUGGUGAAGUGCAAUGCAUGGCCCUGCCCCAACACAGUGGACUGUUUUGUUUCUCGUCCCACUGAGAAAACCAUGUUCACCAUUUUCAUGCUUGCUGUGUCUGGGAUCUGCAUACUGCUGAAUUUAGCGGAAUUGUGCUACUUAGUGAUAAAAGUUUGCAUGAGAGAACGCAGGAAAUCAACAAUUUUAAAAUAA